Molecule: messenger RNA, 3841 nt
Organism: Eleginops maclovinus (Patagonian blennie)
Lineage: Eukaryota; Metazoa; Chordata; Actinopteri; Perciformes; Eleginopidae
Gene: fbxo34
Product: F-box protein 34
Exons: 3
Coding region: 565-2511 (648 amino acids)
Molecular function (GO): protein binding
Source: RefSeq, a predicted model, not a curated record
UGACUCUGACACACACACACACACACACACACACACACUCUUUGUCUCCCUGUAAGCAGAUCUGAGUCUGACAGCAGCUGCCGGGUGUCACUGUGUAGAAGCAGCUGGACCAUGUGCUGCUGUUGUUGUCCGACACUCGGGGUGUUAAGAGAACGGAAACACAGUGCGAAGUCGUUCCAAAAAUUCUGGAAAACGUCACAGUAUUUAUUGUUCUGCAGUACCGUCAGAGCUCAAUCUAUUGUUGUCACAGGGAUGGUAAAUGUAGUCACGUGUAUACAGCUUAUUCCAUCUUUACUACGCCUGUUAGCUAUCCUUCUUGGCCAAGAAAAAAGAAACUGUACGUAGCUCUUGCAAUGGUCUGGCUGAGCCAAAGCUAAUGUACCUGCAGGUGUGUCGGUCCUGAGGGGGAGGAGCCAGUGUUCGUUUCUGUUUCCUGUCUGGGAGGAAACAGUGAACGUCUGAGAAAUGUGAAACUGAAGAAUCAGAGGAGCUGUCACUCAAAACAGGACCACACCCCCGCCCCCAUCACCAUCAGCCAAUCAGCACGCAGUCUGAAGGACCAUCAUGCACCUGAAGUCGUAUCCGAAGCUCAUGCGCUCAGAGUUGCGUUUGGAUGCGUCCGGGGUUCAGACGUCGCAGCGGAGCAGCCUAUUUGUGAACCAGCAGGGGGCGCUGCUGAGGACCUGCAGUCGCAACAAUGCCAACAACAACAUCAGCCGCCUCCCGUUCAGCGUCAUCUCCACCAACACGAUGCGCUGCAGCAACGCCACCAACCACAUCAGCAGCAGCGUGGCGUCGCUGUGCCUGAAGGCAUCGCCUGGCUCCGCCCUGCAGCUGCUGCCCUCGCCGCCAGGCUGCGAGAACGACGGGAUCAGACUCUACCAAACUGCGGCAGAGGAAGCCGAUGCCCCGCUGGACAUCUGGACCGUCAUCAAGCCUGGACACGUCCGGGAAAAGAUCGCCAUCUUCGCUUCAGACGAAGAACAAACUGACAGCGCAGAGGGCAGUGAACGCACCUCGAUCGGCGGCUCAGAGAACCAGGAGCGGACGCCGGAGGUCACGAAUCCUGCGGCGAUGUCUGGAAUGGUGCGAGGGGUUAAGGCGAAGGGGAGCUGGGAGGAGAACUGCAACGCCAAGCGGCGCCGCAGGUCAGGAAACAACCAGAACCUCCAGCAGGACGCAAAGACCGGAGUCCAGGACACACAGCUCGUCCUCAGCCCAUCUCCACUGAGACCGGUAUCGACGCUGCAGUCAGGCGGCGGGCGGUGUGCAGACGAGGCGGAGACGGGGCAGCCAGAGGACGUGGAGCAGAAGGUGUCGGUGGUGGAGAUGGUGGCGUUCCUGGAGCAGUUAGCCAGCGAGCAGCAGCCCGACUCCAAACCUCUGCUGGCCCUCCAGAGGAGCUCCGCCUCCAUCACGUUGUCCAGAGCUCUGCCUCCCGAGGGGUCAGAGGUCAGGGGGGAGGAGCCAGAGAGCAUCAAGGUGGCGGACAUGGUGGCCAAGCUGGAGUCGGAGUGUCUUAAGAGAAGGACGGAGGGAGAUCUCUCUCGGAGCAACAGCCUGAGGAGGGCGGUGGGUCGAGUCCUGCUCGCCGCCGCGGAUCAGAGCUCCCCCCUCUGCCCCCCCUCAUCACCAUCAGCGAUGACGACAUCAUCAUCAUCACUGCUGGGAGUUCAGAGUGAUGACAGCGAGCCAAUCAGCUGCCUAGAAACACCAGCAGCUCCGCCCCCUGCAGGUGAGGCUGAGCUGGAGGUGGUCGGGGGUGCAGAAACACUGACCCCUGUCACAGUAACUCAGGCAGAGGCCCCGCCCCUCACACUCACAAAGGGGGCGGAGCCUCAGCCUGGUUUGUUAUUUUUGUCCCGCCCUCCAGCUUCAGAGCCCCGCCCCCCUAGACGCCAUAGAAUGUCUUUUGACCUGGAGCUCACCCCCCCUCCUGCUCCCUGUGACUCUGGCAGCCAAUCAGAGAAGAGGAGGAGGAGGAGGAAGGCUGACAGACAUCAGGGGGAGGAGGUUGUUGCCGUGGUGCCUCUGGUGCGGCGUCCCUCGGCGUCGCAGGACUUCCUGUUGAUGCGUCAGCGGCUGCAGCAGCUGUUGGAGCCGCAGCCGUUCCUCGCCGUGCUGCCGCACCACCUGCUGCUGAAGAUCUUCCGGCUGCUGCCCACGCAGAGCCUCGCCGCGCUCAAGUGCUCCUGCAACUACUUCAAGUUCAUCAUUGACGACUACGGCGUCCGGCCCGCCGACUCGCUGUGGGUGUCGGACCCGCGUUACCGCGACGACCCCUGCAAGCAGUGCAAGAAACGCUACGGCCGCGGCGACGUCUCGUUGUGUCGCUGGCAUCACAAGCCGUACUGCCAGGCGCUGCCGUACGGGCCCGGGUACUGGAUGUGUUGCCACGGCGCCCGCAGGGAAACGCCCGGCUGCAACGUGGGUCUCCAUGACAACCGCUGGGUGCCGGCGUUCCACAGCAUCAACGUGCCGAUCUACAGGAGCCGCCGCCACGAAGACUGAGAGAGAGUGUGUGUGUGAGUGUGUGUGAGAAACAGGUCACUGAUGCUGACAUGAAUUUCUGCUCCCAUGAUGCAAUAGCAGGUCAGACUUCUCCUGAAAAAAACCUUCCUUUAUUCACGUCUGUUGUUUUAAAAAAAAAGAAGACAAUUUUAAAAGGUAAACAAAGUUUAACCUCCAUGAGUUUGGAGGUAACGUCGACCUGAGUUGCUUCGUGCUGUCAGAGCGGCGCCCCCCGCUGCCCCCGGUCUCCUCACAGCAUGCAUUAAAGGCGUAGAUCUAAUUGUUUAUCUCGUUAACAGCCUCGUUAGUGGGGUGGAGUCUCGGUCAGGACUUCUUCUCCUUCACUGCUGCUGAGAUAAAACCUGAAGAUCAGCUGAUACUUAGAUCAAAUUAAACUAAAAGUUGAUUCUGUUUAAUACUAAAAUCAUUGUCAAUAUAAUAAAACUACCUCCCGAAUAUUAAGAACAAUAUCAUCUUGAGGUCAUAUCAAUGUCAAAUCACUUAGGGUUAAUAUCAAAGGCCUGAUUGGAGGUCAUGAUGUCCAGACGAACCCAUGAAUACAGUUCUUCAUUUUAGAUUUGAUGUGGAUUUUUAUUAUAGUUUCAUCUAAGAAAAAGUCAGAAAUUAAAUAAAUAUCCUUCCCCACUUCAUCAAAGUGCAAGGCAAUGUCGAAAAAUGUCUUGUUUUGUCGGGUUAGAAACCAAAGAUACUCAGUGUAAUGUGAUGUAAAGCAAUUCAAUCAGCCUACAUUUGGACUCUUAUCUGUUCAUUAUUAAUUUCACAUCUUUGUACAAAAUAAGACCUUUGAAGACGGCAUUCUUAAAUGAAAGUGAUCGUGACGAGUAUUUUCUGACAUUAUUUGACGGAUAAAUGAGUUAACCUGUGAGGGGGCGGAGCUUCAGUCCGCGUUUGGAGCGAAGAGGAAUCCACAGUUUUAUCUGCACCUUGCUUGUGUUUACAUUUGUACAUAAAUCAUAAAGAGUUUAUUACGUCUGUUUGAACAAAACAUGAACGGCAAUCAGCGGCUGAGGGAUAAUCAUCUUAAACAGGACGUUGUUGUUGUUGUUAUUAUUUUGUCGAAGGGAAAAGAGGAAACGUGGCCUUGAGUCUUGAAGACGCUGCAAUACUAGAGACUGUAGAGAUUAUAUAUAUAUAUAUAUAUAUAUAUAUAUAUGUGUGUAUAUAUAAAAAAAAGAAUAUCAGGGGAGAAAGAAAAACAAACGGCCUUUGACCUUCAGAGAUUUUAGUUUUUUUAAAGAUUUGUUGGUUUUCUGUCUGCUGGCUGUUUUUGUUAAAGAUGUUUUGCUUUAAUAAAGUGCUUUCUCAUUGA